Molecule: messenger RNA, 13826 nt
Organism: Pangasianodon hypophthalmus (striped catfish)
Lineage: Eukaryota; Metazoa; Chordata; Actinopteri; Siluriformes; Pangasiidae
Gene: otud7a
Product: OTU deubiquitinase 7A
Exons: 12
Coding region: 185-3007 (940 amino acids)
Biological process (GO): protein K11-linked deubiquitination; protein K63-linked deubiquitination; protein deubiquitination involved in ubiquitin-dependent protein catabolic process
Cellular component (GO): cytoplasm; nucleus
Molecular function (GO): zinc ion binding; K63-linked polyubiquitin modification-dependent protein binding; cysteine-type deubiquitinase activity
Source: RefSeq, a predicted model, not a curated record
GGGAGAGUGUGUGUGAGUGAGUGUAUGUGUGUGAGGAACAGCCUCUGGAUAUAACCAUGGUGGUGAGGUGGCUGCUGAAGACGUCCCACUAAAAAAACCACAAACGAACUGAAAAUGAGAGCGUGAAGCUCUGGCUACCACGAAGGCCACUGCUGCAGGCUGGACAGCGCAGCCACAUGAUCACAUGACUCUGGACAUGGACGCGGUCCUGUCAGACUUUGUUCGGUCCACAGGGGCAGAACCUGGUCUGGCACGUGACCUGCUGGAGGGUAAAAACUGGGACUUGAGUGCUGCUCUGAGUGAUUAUGAGCAGCUGCGGCAGGUCCACACUGCCAACCUGCCUCAGGUAUUUAAUGAGGGCCGUUACUACAAGCAGCCAGAGCGCAGUGGAACCCCCCAGCACCUCAACAAGCUGGAGCAAUGCCUGCAGAGGCAAGAGGAGAACACUCAGGAGAAGCGUCUCUCUCGGGGCAUCUCACACGCCAGCUCUGCCAUCAUGUCCCUGGCGAGGAUGCACGUGACGGGCGAGUGCACCAGGGAGCAGUUGCCUCUCGAGAUGCCCAUCUACACCUUCCAACUACCUGACCUGAGUGUAUACAGUGAGGAUUUCCGCAACUUCAUCGAGCGCGACCUCAUUGAGCAAUCCACCAUGGUGGCACUGGAGCAGGCAGGCCGUCUGAACUGGUGGUCCACUAUAUGUACGAGCUGUAAGAAGCUCCUGCCAUUAGCAACUACUGGGGAUGGCAACUGCCUACUGCAUGCCGCUUCCUUAGGAAUGUGGGGCUUCCACGACCGCGAUCUGGUGCUGAGGAAGAGUCUGUAUGCUAUGAUGAAAAGCGGGGCAGAGAGAGAGGCUCUGAAGAGGAGGUGGAGAUGGCAGCAGACACAGCAAAACAAAGAGUCAGGGUUGGUGUAUACAGAGGAAGAGUGGGAGAGAGAGUGGAAUGAACUGCUGAAGUUGGCCUCCAGUGAGCCUCGUACACACAUCAGCAAAAAUGGCAACACCAGUGGAGGUGUGGAUAAUUCAGAGGACCCUGUCUAUGAGAGUCUGGAGGAGUUCCACGUGUUUGUGUUGGCUCAUGUGCUGAGGAGGCCCAUCGUGGUGGUGGCUGACACUAUGCUCCGAGACUCUGGGGGAGAAGCUUUUGCACCAAUCCCCUUUGGAGGCCUCUACCUGCCCCUGGAGGUGCCACCCAACCGAUGCCACUGCUCUCCACUGGUGCUGGCAUAUGACCAGGCUCACUUCUCUGCACUGGUCUCUAUGGAGCAGAGAGACCAGCAGAGAGAGCAAGCCGUCAUCCCUCUGACAGACUCCGAGCACAAGCUUUUAGCCCUGCACUUUGCGGUGGACCCGGGCAGAGACUGGGAGUGGGGGAGGGACGACAACGACAAUGCCAAACUGGCCAAUCUUAUCCUCUCACUGGAAGCAAAGCUAAACCUCCUACACAGUUAUAUGAAUGUAACAUGGAUUCGAAUACCAUCAGAGACACGAGCUCCACUUGCUCAACCCGAGUCACCCACCGCAUCAGCAGGUGAAGAUGUGCAGUCUCUGGCCGAAUCUAUGGACUCGGACCGUGAGUCUGUCUGCAGCAAUUCCAACCUCAACAAUGGCAAGAGUAGCAAAGAGAAAGACAAAGACAAGCAGCACAAGGAGAAAGACAAAGCUCGUGCUGACUCAGUAGCCAACAAGCUGGGCAGCUUCAGCAAGACUCUAGGCAUCAAGCUGAAGAAGAACAUGGGUGGCCUGGGUGGUCUGGUACAUGGCAAAAUCAGCAGGUCCACCAUAACGAAUGGCCGUGCUGUGGAGAGCAGUGAACAGAAGCCAAAGAAGAAGGACUCCAAAACACGCAAAGGGAGCAAAGAGGAGUCGGGCCAAUCUACCAGCACGUCAUCCUCUGAGAAAGCAACCAGCCCAUCUCCUACUGACAGAGUUUCAGGUAACUCCUCUGGAGAAAGGCAGGCCAGUUCAGGCAAAAACCCAGAUGAGCGGACUCUGGACAACUGGAAGUACAGCACAGAUGUCAAGCUGAGCCUGAACAUCCUUCGUGCAGCCAUGCAGGGCGAGCGUAAGUUCAUCUUUGCCGGUCUAUUGCUGACCAGCCACCGGCAUCAAUUCCAUGAAGAGAUGAUCAGCUACUACUUGAGCAGUGCACAGGAGCGCUUCAGCACUGAACAGGAACAAAAGAGGAAGGCUGAGGCUGAGAAAAAGCCCCAGACCAACGGCGCCCUCAAGAAGCCUGAACAGGAGAGCACAUUUCAGAGAGAGCGCUCGGACAGCUCUCCUCCCGAGAGUUGCUCACCUGUUCUGCAUCCCAGCCAUAUCCAUACACUAAAGGGCCAGGGGAGGAAUAGCCCUACCCUUGCUGCUUCCCCAAUUCCCAUCCCUAAUGCCAACCCAACUUCAGUCCCAUGCUCGUCCAUGUCACCCAUCCCCUUCUCCUCCCCCAGUCAAGGUGCUAAGAGACAGGAACCUAUCCCUGUGUCUGCCCACUAUAGCCAUACGCCACCUAUCCAGAGGCACAGCGUUAUCCACCUGAGAGAUAGCAACCCGCAGUCCUCCAGCUACCAGGAUGAGCCCUAUAAAAUUCCAGUGGGGACACUGAAGACCUGUGCCACGUAUCCGCAACAGAACCGCUCACUGUCCUCUCAGAGCUAUAGCCCAGCACGCAUGUCUGGGAUUCGCGCCGUCCAUGGCGGAGAUUCUAUGCCAUACAGCAUGGCCGGUGAGCACAAAUCCCACACCUACACCAAUGGCUUUAAUGCAAGCCAUAUCCGGGACAGUCUGGAGUUUGCUGACGAGGAGCUAACGCCCCACUCAUGGCUCAACCAUGACAAAUCCAAGCUCCGCAGUGGAACCUGCCCCAUGUACUGCUUUCAGCAGAAGCGCUGCAAGAGGGAGAACUGCUCCUUUUAUGGCAGGCCAGAGACAGAGAACUACUGCUCCUACUGCUACAGAGAGGAGCUAAAACGCAGGGAAAGGGAGGGCAAAGGACACCGGCCUGGAUAGCCUCGCUCAUACACACACAUGCAGUUCAACACUGAUGUGUGUGUGCGAUUAAAAGACAGCAGUGACAUCACCACCCUCUGCACUAUGCGAGUAAUAGACAAAUACUGGCAUACUGUUUUCUAAUCUAUUUAAGAAUGAUCUCCUUGUAAUCUUGUUACUUUUCUCUCAAUAGCAAAUUGACACUGCAGUUUACAGCUUUGGCCAGAGAUUGUGCUGUCAUUUUAUUUGUCAGUUUGUCUUUUGUCCAAAUUCACAUUCUUUUACUUGUUCUAGAGUAAAAGCUCAUGUCUGUGCAUUUUGCUCAGUCUGUAAUAUAAAAUUUCUAGUACUAGCUGAAAGAGAUGUAAAAGCAUAUGUCAGUCUCCUCUGAGCUCUCCAAAAGCUACUGGGUAACUCAUUUGAAUGCAAUACUUCAAUCAAUAUCUCAAUAGCAAGUAACAUCUUUCUGCUUUGGAAAUAAUUCAAAUGGGAGGAACAACCACUGAUAAACAUGGAAGUUUUUAAAAAGCAAUAAGUUUGGUAAUGAGUGCAGUCCCUCCCCUUUUUAUCUAUGCAUUCUUAAUGUCAGCCAUAGUGUAUUGUCUUUGUGCAGAAAUGAGUGUGAUUUUAUCUGCCUGGAUGUAAGAAGAUUGUACUGAAAUUUCAUUUGUGGCAAAUCAAAGUGUGCUGCAUGCUAUGUAACAUGCUUUUGAUUGUGCAGCACAUGACUGGACCUUGUGUACAUCGGUUUGCAUUCCAUUUAAACUCUCCUCGGUACCAUCAGAUGCAGUACAGUGCCAUUUAUUCCUAUCUGUGUUUUGCAAUAUAUCACAUUCUUGGUAGCAAAUGGCUUCUGUAAAAUAAACUACUACUACUCGUGACAAAUUUAUACAAUGCAAGAGUAACAAUAUAAUGGAAUACAAACCUUUAUACACCUUUAUAGUGUAGUGAACUAAAAGUGAAAGCAAAUGGAACUCUGUGAUGUUUGUCAAUGUUGGUUCCACCCUGGUGUUUUGUAGGUAUAGUGCCUGUUGCUCAUCAUUUGUUCUGUAACCCACAAGCACACACAUGCCAGUCUAUCAGCAGACCCACCUGCAUUUGCCCUAAAAAAAUCUGUGCCAAAAACAUUCUCCUAUAUUUGAAAUUCUCAGGUAUUAUGUUAAAUGUGUAUAUUACUAUAAUCCCCAAAUUGAAUCACUAAAUUCAAAAUUGAACAUCACUUUUAGCAUAUUAUAACAAAGUUGGAUUUAAAAUAACAAUUAACAAGUAGGAGUGGCUUGUGACCAUAGGUUUUGGUGGGGCAGGACAACAUUAAUAACAACAUAGCCUCAAACAAAAUUAAAUCACACUUGACUACAAGCUACUAUCUAGUGAUAUUUUUUUUUUUUUGGAUUAACCCCAUAAUGGGCAAACGAGAGUCAACAAGACGUGAAUGAACUUGAACAAACUAAGUAUGGUUAUGAUGGUUUCUGUUUGCUGAUAAUUGCUCUCCAAAGACACAUUAACAACUUAGCUAGAUAUGUAGAUAGCUAGAUUAAACUUGCUAAUCAAAUCAUUUCUAAUCAGGGAAAGGACUGAAAACUAUGGACUAAAAGAUGGCAGUGUUCAUUUUGAAAACUUAUGUUUAAAUUAAUUUUUUUUAAAGAAAUUCAGCUCAGUUUGAUACAGCAGGUGUAGUUCCUGUUGCCAUUGUCACAGUGUGAGACAAACACAGAAGGAGUAAUAUCAUUAACUGUCCUGUCUGCUGCUCCUCCCCCACUCAUAAACAAUGUAUUCAUAGAGUAAGCAUGGGGCAGAGUGAUUGCUGCCCCAAUGGGUGUCAGUUUGCGCUUGUUGUAGUUACCUUUUUUGACCACUAUGUGCAAUAAUAACUCUUUGGAGCUAAAUGGGGCACUGAGCACACUGCUCAAAGAUUGCAACACAUCUAGAAAGGUGAGCAAAUUAAUGGAACAUGAGCCUAUAUCUGUCAAAAGCAUCAUUUUUUAAAUUGUUGGUCACUCAAAAGAGGUCAUUAUUAUUGCAAGAUUAACAUCCGUUGCAAAAGAUAUAUUUGACUUGGCUCUGCCCCACCUGCCUCUAUGGAUGAGCCGCCACCGUUAACAAGACAUAAUUAACAGCAGCAAUGGUGUUAUGUAUGUUAUACAUUAUGGCAGAUAGCCACAUCAUAGCAGGCGUCUUGUAACUCUAAAACUUGCUUUGUGUACUAGGACGGCCUUGAUUCCUCUGCCAUUCAAAGCACCAGAAGGCCUGACCGUAUCAUUAUUGCUAACCCCUGUGUGACCAUGGGUAAAGCUAAGUCUUCUCUUAGUGCUUCUCUUCUUCAGGCGAGUGACGAAUGUGAGAGCAUUACUCACUGCUUUGUGGUGUGUGUUGUAAUAUUGAAUAACCCUGCACAGUCUAACGCUCAGUGUGUCUGUCUCUCCUGGAUCGUGUGUUCUGCCCACUGAGUUUUCUUGCUCCUUCCUUCUUAGUGCCCUCCGCUUCCUAAUUUCUGUGUGACAGAAUCAUGGACUUUCACUGUCUUAGAAUUGUAAAAUAUGAUUUUAUAUUCAUUUGACAGUUUUACAUUAAAUUAUUAAUUUGCACAUUAGGUACUGAUGUAAAUAGUAGGAGGAAACAGGAAAAGAACAAAACAAGAUUAGUUUGUUGUUAACACUGUUGUCUGUGCCUUCUCUUUGUUAUAUGAAAGUAUGGCAGAGUGUGUGGGUGUUUAUGUGUAUGUUUUUCUGUGUGUAUGUGCGUGUCAUUAUCCUCAGUGUCCUGUAAUUUGAGCUAUGACAAGCUGUGGUUUCAGUCAAUAUAAGAGCCAAGAUUAGACUGUCUGCUUGCUCACAUAAUUGAUCACAUGGAGUGAAAAUAGACCGUAGACAGCAGUAUACACCCAAUGCAUUUUGACCCAUAAUCCUGCAGUAUUUCAGUUCAAGCCUGACAGCUACAGAUAGAAAAUUACACUCAGCAGCUGUCUUACAGGUCACCUGUCUCACAACUGCCCUGUGGCUCAGCAGCUGACAAUAAACUCUUUUCUCCAUGUCACGUUGUGCACAUAAACCCACAUUCCAUACAUGCAUAUGGAAAACAUGGAUGGAUUGGAAUUUAAGACCCGAAGCUAAAUUAUACCGUAUAGUAUAGUAUCUUUGUUCUGAAAUGCACCCUUGCUUUUGCAUGAGGGCCUUCAUUUGGAAACUCGGGUUUUAUUACUUGUUUCGCAUGCUAAUAUGCUAACUCAGAAUUUAGUAGAAGAACCAGAAUAACAGGAGCUUAAUGCACUCACAUUACCAAACACAAAAGUUUGUUUGCGUGCAAAGAUAUUUAGUGUCUUUAAAUAACAUUGUGUUUUACCAUGUUUAAAAAAACAGUACACACAUAAGUAUGCACAGACAGAAACAUCAGUCAUUGUCUGUGGUUUCAUGGCAUGCUGCUAUUAUACUCUGUAAGGCAGCAGUCCAAUGUUUUAACAGCAUUUUAUCUCAUGGUUCAAGAGAGACAGCGAAUUACUCAAUCAUCAUUAUCAUAAUCGGCUUAACACUGAGCGACCUCACCAUCACCUCUUACUCAUUAAGGGUUUUGUAAGGGCUUUAAGUGGUCUGUCUUAUCCAUACAACCACUAAUAUAGACACAACACAGGUUUCCAUAGCAGGGAAGACACUUAUGAUAUAAUGCAUUACUGAUAGUGGGAGGCUACCUUGAGUAUGUGCUUGAUAGAGUGCUUAUGACAUGUUAGCACAAAAGACUUGAUUGUACAUACCCACUAUUUGAAACGAACAGAUAAUGUGUUCUAAACUAAUACAAAUACAGAUAUGAAUAGGUGGCGCGCUAUAUUCGCAUCUGGUUGUGACUAGCGCUGUGCAUCCUGUGGGACACAACAAAAAAAUUGCGCAAGAGGGAGUUUUUAUUUUCAUGUUGAUAAGGGGUCAGAUAUGAAACUUGUGGGCAUGAUCAAGCAGUGAGAUAUGAAGCUUUCAGGACAAAGAAAGACUACAUUCACUAACAUGAAGUAUGCAUUUACAGCAAUGUAUUUACAGUGUUCAUUCAUUCAUCCUUAGUAACUGCCUGAUCAAGGUCAUAAUGUUUUAAAAUUGGCUGCUGGUUUGUUUAUAUUUUGGGAACCCAACAAAAUUUGGUAGAAAAUAUCAUGGACAGGAACAAACAUAAAGAAAAACUGCACAAGUGGGAUUUAAAAAAAAAAAUUACCCAAAAAAAAAAGAAGUAAACAAAACUCCUUCUGGGGUAGGUGUCACCUACUUCGGGUUUAAAUCUGACUACAGAUACAGUUACAAAAGUUUUGUACACUAACCAGAUACAGAUAAUGGCAUUGCAUUACACACCUAAUAUAUACUGUACUUACAAAGACUAGAUAUUUUCAAGUUAGUGCUAACGCAUUAGCUAGUUUUUUUAAUGUUAGAAUUGUGACCCUUAUGGAAAAUUCCCAAUAGUAUACUUAGUGGACAUUUUCAUGUGGAAUCCAAUGCCAAAUUGACACAUUUGAAGAUUCAAUUAGUGCCAUAUUUUGAACUCACAUUCCAUUUGGAGUUUCAUGGGCUACCCAUUAGAAUGUGGUUCAUGCUGGAUUUUUUAAUGGGUUACCAUUUGCGAUGUGAAUCUCACAUGCCUUUUUAAGUUCAGGUUUCAAUUGGUGUUUAUGGGAAUUUCAUAGCAUCCUAAAGGUAUUAUGGAAAUUUUAUGAUGGUGCGCUUCAUGUGACAUUUUGGUUUUAGGUAAUUUUCAAAGUUGUGGGAAUGGGAGUAUCAUUAAUUUUCAUGGCACCUCAUACUUCCCACCUCAUGUGGAUCCUAUAAGUUUACAUGGAGUUCCCAUGGUGACCCAUUGAUUGCAGUGGGAAUUUUCCUAAUGGGAAUGUACAGUACAGCAGUGACAACAAGUCGUCAGCAAUACAGAGUCACCUUUAAUAGUGCAGAUUGAAAUUUUUAAAACAUGCUUGUAAGCCUGUAAUAAAAUCUGGAGUAUAAUUAAAGAGACAUUAGCAAAACUGCAUUUCGAAAAUUUUAUGGCUCAGAAAUUGCCUUUAUUCACAACUUAAGAAGAGCUACUCAGCUCUGUUCUAUUUCCUUAAAAUAACCCCUGAAGCAUAUGUAGUUUUAACAGUUGGGGUGGGGCCAGUGUUUUCACUGCAAUUACAGUUUGCCUUGCAUGUAGCAGAGGCUCUAGAGUUCAUAUGGAGCUUUCCUCCAAACAUCUGCCUGCUAUAUGCUUUGGCUCAUGGCAAUAGCAGUGCAAAUUUUGUUUGACAUUAGCCCAGGACUAAGUUCAUACAAAAUGUGAAUUGAAUGUGAAUGAAAGAAAAUCAGGGAAGGAUAAGGUCAUCAUUUGCAUGUCAUAAGACCUUUUGUGUUCAUGAGAGUGUGUUUGUCUGCUUGGGUACAGUAGCUUGUGUUAUAUGAGUGAGUAUGUCUCUAGUGCAUUGUUAGAGAAAGAGACAGAGAGUGGGAGACAGUCUGGGGGAGGCAUGCUACCAUGUGUGCAUAGUGUGAACGUUACUGCAGGAUCUCGUGACUGGGCUGUGGCUUUAAUGAGCUGUGCUGGUUUGUGCACUGCACAGAUUGAGCUCCAUUGUACACAACUCAUACCACACUGAGCUGGGUCAGGGGGAUUGAGUCAGGUCACGCUUUCCACUACAAAAAACAAAAGUCUCUGUUCAGUGAGGGACUGGUGCUUUUAUGACACACUGUUUUCACACAGGCUUAAUUUAAAGCUUGUUUAUGGGUAAGAGACAUGUCAGAUUACAAAUAUGUAAAAGUUGACUCAACACAACUUAAGUUGACACUCUAAGUUGAAAAGAACAUCUAACUUUUGAAUCAGCAUUGUUGGUUAAACUGUGAGAGAUCAAAUGAGAUCUGCAAAAACAGGCUGUGUGUGUGAACCUGCUGACACUGAAGAGGCCACGUGGAAGAUGAGAGAGGAGCCACAGUGGAAACAGCUAAACACUUUCUGCUGGUGUGUGUGUGUGUGUGUGUGUUUGGCGGGGGGGUGUUUGUGUGUGAGGGAAAGAGGAAGGAUGGAGGGAGGGAGUUUUCAUGCAUACCCUCCCUUUGUAUUUUUCAUAAUUUAUGGUAGACAGAGACACUAGCAGCAGACACAACAUACAUAACACACAGUUAAUAGGAAUGACAAUGAAGCACAGUGCGAGAUCUCUGUUGCCACUUGUACAGGAAUAAUUUCCCUAUGAGUGCUUAUCAAAAACACUAAUUAUCAUCUUUGCUUUCAUGUCAGUUGCAGGCACAUCUGUCUCUGCUCUCACGUAACAAGACAAAAAGAGGAAUUUAAAUACCUCUGAUAAAUAUUGAUGCUUAUCUGGCGCCCAGCUCUUCUUUAAAGCUUACAGAAUGAAACAUGAGGCUUUGGUGUAAUUUCAAAUGGAAUUCAGUGCAGCAUGUUUCAACAUACAGCUUCUUACUUUUGCUUUCUUACUGGGUUUUGGAAAGCUUUUGAAAGUUUGCUGUAAAAUUGUGAUCUGGUCUUAGAGAAGUUUUGAAAAUCAGUUAAUUGUAAGAUAUUUUAAAGUUACUGGUUAAUUGUUGGGAUGUGGACCUACAGGGUGAGCAAGCAAGCAAAAAGAAAGAAAGAAAAAGAAAGAAAGAAAGAAAGAAAUGGAAUGAGAAAUGUUAAUGAGGCUUUUUGAUUUUGAUAAAGACUUCUUUCUUGCUCUCUUGUCAUUUCCAGUAUAAGUGACAGCGUGUGUGUGUGUGUGUGUGUGCCAAUGCCAGCCGGUGUCGCCCCCACACAGAUAGAGAGAAAGAGAGAGAGAGGAAGCCCAGAGAGGUCACACUACAGCAACACCCACUGCAGGACGCCCACACACAGUCUGAACUCAAAGUCUGUCUGCCUGGUUGCCUCUCAGAGCUCUGGGCACCACCAUCCUACCACCACCCACUCUACCUCUCUCUAUUGCUCUCUCUCACUCUCUCACACACAAAUACAUACACACACACAUGCACCACCACACAUUCAGACUGCCCACUCUUUCCUCUUUAUUUCAUCUCACAGGCUAUAAAUUCAGCAGUACUGACAUAGGCCUCUCUUAGCCAUGACACCAGAUAUGCCUGACACCCUUAAAAGGUAAAAGAAACAUUUAUAUAUCUAUUUGUAAUUCAUCUUGUGCUAACUAACUGCAAUUCAUCAGUUCAUACCAUAUAACAGGCAGUGGUACAAUAUAAAGGAUUAAAGCAGGAAAAUCGUCCUUAUCUCCUUACCCUAAAAACAUGCACACACAUACAUACACCCCUCCACCCACUUAGUCGUGCUCAGUAGAGGAACACUGUGUUCUCUUGGUUUGUAAAACUGUCCUCACAUGGCCCCUCCCGGUGCUGUGUACUCAUUCACUGUGGAGGAGAGAUUGUAGAGCGUGAGAGUUCACAGUUUGGGUUCUGAUAUAAUCAACAGUCUGCUGUUUUUUGCUGCAAUUUUACAGCCUAUGAAGCACAAGAUCAAACAAUACUAUUAAUAAGGGAGUAUUUUAUUUUACAGCAGAGUAACUACCUAGUACUUAUUAGUAUGGGUGUAUUACUUUAUGAAGUAAUAUAUAUUACUUUAUAAAGUAAUUGAUAUGAAGUAACAGUGAAUUCAGAAAAACACAGACUGUUCUAAAUAAGUAUUGCAUUGUGCAACAAAGUACUGCAGUACAAACCAUGUAGUUUUCUCAAGUUACUAAGUAUGAAUUAGUUGUAAUUACCACACACUUAGCUAUUAAAUCCUAGAUACUUCAUGUAAAUUUGAGGAGUAUGGAAUUGUCCCUAGUAACAUUUUUAGAAAUAUACAAACUGUCAAUUUAAUCAGCUGCAGAAUGGGUUUUAUGAAAGGGGAAUAUGAAAGGGGCAAGGCAUAACACUCAACAGGGCGGCUAUAAAAUGUAAGUCCAACCCAUUGAUAAAAAAAAGCCAAUAGCAUUGUUAGUAAAGAAUAACAAGAAAAAAAGCCAGGCCUAUAAAAUUCAUCAUAAUAGACACGUGUUUUUUUUUUUGCUCCAUGCCAAAGCAGCAGCCAAACUUCAUAACAAACCUGUCGAGUCAAUAUGAUGAGGCUAAUACAGAGAAGAUACAGUUUACUGCGAAUAAUAGAUGCAUGGAUAUGUCCAUUAGAGUAGCCAAGAUAGCCACCAAGUGAACAGAUCGAGUGCGAGAGUGAGAAAAAGCAGGACAAUGCAAGGUGAGGUAACUGUCUAACCAACUUAUCAUUAUGGGAAUUCUUUGUUGUGUAUGCAUCAUAGAUUGAAUGGCAGUGGUAGUUCAUCUAUAUAUCAGCAAAUUCAACAAAUGUUCAUUUUCAUCAAGACCUCAUUCACAACUCUAUACAUUUUAAAUUCACCUGAAAUACUAAUUACCUCUUUUGAGUGACCAAUGAUUUUAAAAUGUUGCUAUUAGCCAGAUAUAUAUGCUGAUGAUCCACUGAUUGCUCACCUUUCUAGAAGCUGAAGAAUUGUAGGGCAGCAUGCUCACUGCCCCAUUUAGCUCCAUAAAUUAAGCCGAGUGGUCAAAAAUGGGAACUGCAAUAAACACUAAUAUAGCCCCUUUGGGGCAGACAUCACGUUGCCCCAUGCUCACUGUAUGAACAGUUUCAGUGUUCAGUGGAGAAGGAAGCAGCACUAGCCAAAUUGGGAUAGUUUAAAAAUAUUUAGAGGCUGGCUGCCAAAAUCUUGCAUUACAGCAAAUAACAGGAAUUAAUUUGAAUAAAUCUUUAAUAAGUCUAAGUGCAGACUUGUAUGUCUAAUACAGCUCAAAACAACCUCUAGACUGUAUGUAGUUGACUCUCAACUGCCUAUUAUGGGGUUUCUUUAAAAAUUUACUACAUAUCACCUAUAGCAUAAGUCUAGUGUGAUAGCCUCUCGACUUAAUUUUGUUUGAGGCUAUUAUUAGGGGGCCAAGCACAAAGGUGCAUAGGCACCCUAUUGUUAUUCUACCUUUUCUUAUUAUAAUUCUUCUGCAUCUUCUUCUUCUGACUAGGUUGUCCAUGGCAGCCCAUAGAACCAUCUGGUAAAAAGUUGUGAAAUUUGGCAUACUGAUUGGGGAGGGUCUAAGGAACAUUCUGACCAAAUUUGGGCCAAGUGCUGCCAACGCUCUAGCACCACCAUCGGGUCAAAUUUGGGCCUAAUUUGGAAGUAUGUUUAUGUUCAUAACUUUUGAACCAUGUAUCCAAAAUUUGAAAGGCAUCCCUGGAUUCCCUGGGUCGAGACGAGUUCAAUGCAUUCUAUGACAUUAGUUUCUGCCUAAUUAGAUUUUUCAGUACUCUCCCUACAAAUUUUGUCUAAUUAUCACCAAAUUUGGCACAUGUCAUCUUCAGAGUAAGCCUCUCAAAAAUUAUCAAAAGAAUUUUGAUACUCCAAAUGGUUUGCACAUGAUGGGCCAGAGAAUCUGACAGUGAAGCCACUAAACAGGAUUUGAGGCUGUAUGUCAGCAACGACUUUGCACACUGACACAAAAUUUGGUAAGCGUGGUCAGGACCAUGACCUGAGGCUAUAAAACAAAUUUUGUAACAACGCCACCUACUGGUCGAAAGUUACACAACAUGCUAAAAAUGCUUCCGUCUAAGUGCCAUUUUUGCUACUCCUCUUCCAAAUUUUGUUCAAUCUUCACCACAUUUGGCUCACUUGGGUACAUUCAGGACAUGGUCACAUUCAGGUGACCAUGUCCUGAAUGUACCCAAGAAGUUUUGUGACUGCGUCACCUUGUGGUCAAGAACUGUAACAACUUUCAGGAUGAUAGGCUGUAUUUCGGUAAACAUUUGCAUAUUGUCAUGAGACCUGAUCUUCCACACCGUGCCCUAAUGUACCCAAAAAGUUUAAUGACUAUGCCACAAUUUUUGACACAAUUCCAUAAUUUUCCUAAUUUAAUUUUAAGAACUUCUACAUUCUACAUUCCUAGUUCUACAUUCCUAUGAUUCCCUAAGGUAAGCUGAAGUGAAUAGCAGCUGAAUUUCAAGAGUACUUCCUGUUUGCCAAUUUGAAAUUCAUUGAAACCUGUUUCAUGUCUUACAAAAGUUAUCAAAUGAUUUUAUACAGUUUUCCAUAUUUUAUAUACUUGAAUCCCUUCUCCUAAAGUUGUGGCUCUUUUUUACUGUGAUUGCUUAGGCAAUGACUGUGGCACGUCUGUGAAUGUGCGGCUCACCGAGUCUGGGUGCUUGGCCCCUGAAAAUGCUGCUUGCAGCUUUAAUUGUUAUUACUGUUGUCCUGCCCUAUCAAAAUCUAGGGUCACAAGGUAUUGCUGUUGAAUGGUGAAAUGGUCAUAACAUCCCAUCACAAAGAUAUUGUACAGUCAUUUGCCCUUCCAAAGUUAAAAAUAUAAGCAAGUAAAAUAAAGAACUCAAACCUAUGAAUAGACCAGGGUAAAGUAUGUUUUAAUCAGGAUUUAAAAACAACUAUAAAAUAUGAAUUGUAUUCAUAAUAUUUUGCCCUAAAACUUUGGAACACUACUACAGAGUUUAGGGGCAAGAAAAAAAAAAAAGAAAAGAAAAACAUCCUCCUCCAGGUGAGCUCCACAAGAUCUUCAAGACUAACAGCACAUCUGCCUCAGCUGAGCAAAAUGCUUAGGGUGGACUAUACUGCUUUAGGAGUUCAGUAAGAUACUCCAGAGGUAAACUAAAAAACAAGAUUGUUUAAUAAAUGCAAAAAAAAGGCACUCAUUGUAGAUUAUCAUGAGUGCUGCAACACUCCGUAUAAAUCUAUGCUGGAAAUUAGCUCUAAUAAAAUGUUUUAAAAAAUGAGUUGCAAAUGAGGUACUCUAAAACACACCAUGGCUGUUGCUGCAAUUCACUUUUGUUUCAAAAAUUUCCAUCCUAAUUUCAUUAUAAAUAGAAAUAGCUGUUGAUCUCAAGCCAUUAUCUUGUCCAUUGA